UCGACGGCCAAUCAGUAAUCAGCAUGAUCGAACGACACGGAACGCUCCAGGGCUACAUGCGCAAUCGCGACAUGGUUUCGCAUGCAUGCGGUACGGGCACUGCGUAACCAUAAUGACUCACGAUUCCGAUGUGACCGCGCGGGGAAUGAAAAGGUCUGCUAGGUAUACAUCCGAAGAGCUGAAGCUGUUAGCGAAACUCACGACGCAGGCUCGUGAUCUUCUGUACCAAGAAAACAAAAUGCAUUUAUUCCUGGAAUAUACUGUCUGGAAUCAGAUAGCUAAUCACAUGCAUGCCCUCGGUUUUCCAAAGCGUUCGUGGGUCGCGUUAAGGAUGAAAGGAGUUCGUCUGCUCACUAGCCCGGCAACUGAACGUCACCGUGCCGCCCUCUCCACCAGUUCAACAGAAUAUUCUUCCCACUCAUCCAAUUUCGUUAAUACGCUUUCUUCAACAAUUUCCAACUCACCCCAUUGCAGCACGAGUACCAAUGCUUUGAACUCCAUUUCACCUGAUGACAAUCAAGUAGCAACGACACCUAAUGUACCUUACACACAACCACCUCCGUUGCUCCCUUCUUCCGAGGCAUCCGCAACAACACUUAUGGCGCUAGCUGGCCGUGGCUGUUCACCCGAUCUCACUUUUCUCCCAUCCCAAACCAGUGUUAUCCCACAGAUUCUCAAUGUGCGUUCAACAGCUCUGACCUCUUCCGGAAGUAACCAAAAUUUAAACCUGGACUGUCCAGUAUUCUCGCAUGCGGAUAAUUUUAUCGUAACAUCUGCACUGCCUAUUAUUCUGAACACUCCCAAUACGGCUCCUCGAAAUCAACUCCGACCAGCGGUUUUGGAUCGUUCUUGUCCUAUACAGUUGUCAGUUUCCAGUGAUGAGGAAGAUAAAAUAGUGACUGAAACUUGUAGCUCACAGAAGACCCUAGUGUCCUCACCAUCUGUGCCAUGUGUGGGAUCCAGAUGUCGUGAUGGUCUAGGAGCAAGCACACAAGGGAAUUCGGAUCAGGCUCAAUUAGAGAUGCAAGUUUACCGCAAGAAGCUGGAGGUGCUUGAAGUAAAAAAGAUGUAUUGGAUGGAAAAACUAAAAAGGCUCCAAAAAGACCAAGGAUUGGAUUCAUCUGAACUAUCCGGAGUGUAAAAACCAUUCCGGAGAACGAGGAUGACAACGCAGCACAUGGUUGUUUAUUAUCCUGGAAUUCCUUUUCAACGAGAAUCCUCUCCGUGUUUUUGGCUGUUUGACAUUAUUACUGCCAUCAAACUGCCAUGUACAUAUGUUCUUUCAAUACAACUCAGC
Opisthorchis viverrini is the source of this 1297-nucleotide messenger RNA. RefSeq lists its product as hypothetical. The coding region runs from base 86 to 1141 and encodes 351 amino acids. The transcript is spliced from 2 exons. NCBI's taxonomy places the organism in Eukaryota, Metazoa, Platyhelminthes, Trematoda, Opisthorchiida, Opisthorchiidae. The record is from RefSeq and is a predicted model, not a curated record.